Messenger RNA from Purpureocillium takamizusanense, 567 nucleotides. RefSeq lists its product as uncharacterized. The coding region runs from base 1 to 567 and encodes 188 amino acids. The transcript has a single exon. Lineage: Eukaryota; Fungi; Ascomycota; Sordariomycetes; Hypocreales; Ophiocordycipitaceae. The record is from RefSeq and is a predicted model, not a curated record.
AUGGCAUGCACCAUCUGCAACGACGGUGCGCACUUUGUCGACCAAUGCGAGCAUUUCCGGCAGAUGGGCCCCAAGGAAGCUGUUCGGGUCCUAUUGGUUGAGCGGGCUAGGCUGCCUACGGUCUUCACAGAGGAUAAGUCAGUCUUUGUUCGAGUCCUUUAUCUGGCUGCUCGUCAUAGCCUUGGCCUGCCUUUUGCGCCUUGGGGACCAAAGGCCGUACAGAAGAUGAUGAAGGAAGGCAAAUGGCACGGCAUUGCCGAAAAGUACGAGGCGACCCUGGACGUUGGCCACCACGAGGACGAUCCGGCGGUCGAGGCUCUCGGCCGAGACGUGCUCGCCCGCGUCGUGGCCCAGAAGAAAGAGGAGGAGCGGGUGUCGAGGGCGUCACAGUCGGCGACGCCCGCACAGCCUGUCGGGCUGGAGUCUGCCCCGAAGACGCAGGUUCCCCAGCACCAACAUGCCCACGACACUCCGGCGUCCUGGGCCGACGAUCCUGAGGACGUGGAGGGCCAGCAGGCGAGGCUGGAGGAGUGUUGGAGGAACUUGAAUCACAAGUGGCCUCGUUAG